This is a messenger RNA of Suillus plorans, 928 nucleotides long. RefSeq lists its product as uncharacterized. The coding region runs from base 120 to 842 and encodes 240 amino acids. Gene Ontology annotation, biological process: neuron differentiation; regulation of transcription by RNA polymerase II. The record is from RefSeq and is a predicted model, not a curated record. Gene Ontology annotation, cellular component: nucleus. Lineage: Eukaryota; Fungi; Basidiomycota; Agaricomycetes; Boletales; Suillaceae. The transcript has 2 exons. Gene Ontology annotation, molecular function: RNA polymerase II transcription regulatory region sequence-specific DNA binding; DNA-binding transcription factor activity, RNA polymerase II-specific.
CAUGCCUCGAGGUCCUCGCAUGCAUACGAAGCCAAAUUUUAUGUCAUAGUAAUCCACCCUUGGACCUUUUAAUUGCAGCCAAAGAGUCCACAAAGCAGUGGGUCAUUGUUCUGCCCAGAAUGGCAAGGACUAAGCAAUGGACUGUCCAAUAUCCACAUCUUCAAAGCGGUGGGCCACAAUCCACAGGAGGCUUGAUCAAUAGUAUAUAUACCGAAACUGGUUGGUAUCAUUAUCUUCAGCCAGGCAAAUUCUUCCAACAAACUCGAGUCACCACUAUGAAUUCUCAAAGCAAAAGAUCUCAUCGUACUUCUCCCUAUAAGGUCGAAAACGCUCCCAAGAAGAAAUAUAUGACACAUGAACAGCUUAACAUCCUGGAACCUUACUAUGCCAAAAAUAAUCGCCCUACGCAGCAUGAUAUCAAAUUACUAGCUGAGGAGAUCAAUGUUCCAGCUGUGAAAGUUUACAACUGGUUCAAUAAUCGGCGCGCCAAAGAAGCUAGACUACAACGGAAUCCAUCGCAAUGCCUCUGGAACAUGAACGUCGAUGGUACCGCUGAUACGACCGAUUCGGAUCACGACGAUGACGAGCACGAGUCGAGUGAUGUCCAAGGUACCUUAGACCAAAAGGGUCUCGACAAAGAAACCGAUUACCAAGAAGCCCACGCCUAUGUUGCGACGAUGGCAGAAAUGUCACCUGAGGAACUCGAUACGCAGUUCAUCGAGCAAGAAGCUGCCCGCGCCUGUGUCUUGGCCAUGGCCAAGAUGACACCACAAGAAGUCGAUGCAGCGUUCAUUCUGAGCAACCUCCAGCGACGAAUCAUUGUUCAUCCUCCCAAAAAAUGACAAAGCAACGUGUUUUCGAACGUAUGACUGGCCCCUACAUUGGUACUCGAUCGGCGCUAUGUAGCUGCCAUAUAACGACUGAUUAC